ACUAAUCAUAGUUAGUAGUCUCCUCUACUAACUAUGUACUAAUUCAUGAAGUACGGGUGUUGAUUCCGAAGCCGACCUUGGAUAAGCAAAAGAAAACUUCGGCGUCGGAACUAAAGCAGUUACACAGUCGAAAUUCCAGCCUAGACUAGUUGGGAAGAACGGCUGAGCCGUAUCAAAUGAAAGUGGACUUAAAGCGACGAACUUUUCUUGUACACACAUGGUGAUGUAAAGUUCAGCGUUAAAACCGAGCAUACGUUAGAAUGAAAGGCUUCAUAGGCGCACAAGCAGUAAAGGCUGUGGACCACAAGAUCGACCCGACGGAAUUGAUGGAAAACUGGUAACUACAGGUAUUCCUAGGAAGCGUGCGAAAAUCGUCGAGGUGAAGUAAUAAAUCGGUAUUGUCUAGGAACGAUCCAGUGUUACCGGUCGGCUGUCAUACGCCUUGUGGGAUGAAUCUCGUGGCCUUUCUCGUCGCACAGUGAUAUGAUUCCACCGGAAACGAGCGACACAUGGGUAAGAUCCCUUGGUAAAGAUUUAGUAAUCUGAGUAGUUGUAACGUGUUUAUUUGAGGAUCCGGGGCUCAAGUUUAACGCGCUGUUUGUAAAUUUAUGUGGCAAUCCAAUGCAAAUUAAUGACCAGUUGACGAUGAUGUUGGCGAGUAUUGUGUGUCGUGAUUUACGCUGGAGAAGGUGACUUACCGCUCGCUAAUGAGGGAGUUCAACUCAACAGAUGCCUAAAAUUCCCCACACGGUUAUUGGCUUCGACCUCUCUUUGCAAAGGAUCUAGAGUCAAGACGUCAGUUAUAACCCUUUUAAUCAAUCGCCGACCAUACUCAGGGACGUUAAAUGGCUUUCUUUUGUCCGUCCGUAAUUGGAAGAAAUAGGAAACCUGCCAACUCAGGGAAGUUUAAAGUUUAUACAAUGAAAAAGGCAAGGAAAAUGAAGCUGCAUACAUUGAAUCCACUAUUACCGGGCGGCGGCGGACAAACAGAGCUGGGCAUUGACCAACAAGAUGAUGAUAGUGACAGUGGUAUAAGUCAGGUGUAUAACCCAGUCAGUACAUACAGACGCGCACAGUUCUCUCUUCCAGACAUUGCAAAAACUGAACUAGCAUCAAAGCUUUUAGCCGCCACUCCAGCUCAUCCAGCUCACAUUAAGGCCAGAGUUCUAUGGAGAUAUAUUGCUGUUGAACGAACAGACUUACAAGUCGAAAAAGGCGAAAUUAUACUACUUCUUUACCGAGAAAAAAGCAAGGUUUAUGCUGUCAACAACAAAGGAAAGAGUGGGUUUAUACCCUUUAAUUACUGCACUGUAUUAAGGAAAAACGAUUUUGUGUCAAAUGUUUACCAUCCUCAAAGUGAGAGAACAAACUACGAAAAAUGUUCAUGGCAAACAAAUGGCUGCCAUCACGAGUUUGUAGAUGCCUCUUAUUACUCAAGAACAGUUACUUCCACUAAUUCCCAUAUUCAUCGAAGUCGGAGUGAGGAAUCUCUUUGUUCUCACAACGACUGUGAGUCGCUAAGUAGGAAAAUUUCAUCGUCACUAGAAGACUUAUCCGACGACAAUCGAAUUGCCACGAUGAUGUCCGAUCUUAUUAACUGGGAUCGCAAAGCUCCUGAGACCUACAGGCGUCGGCAGAAAGUUCAAGUGAGCCAUUUCCGAAAGUUUGAAAAUGAGUCUGUAAUGGUUUUAUUUGACUUUCAUGCCGCUGAUGAGAAUGAUGUGGACGUUCAGCGAGGAGAAGUCGUGACGGUUUUCAAUAGAGAUGAUCAGGAUUGGUGGUGGGUAAUGAGAGAUGACGGGUUGGAAGGAUUCAUUCCAAGUUCUUAUGUGUCUAUUGAAGCAGUUCGAAUGUCUCCAGAAUGCACACCAAGGAGUACAGAUAGUUCAGUUGGUAGCUCAGAGGGAAGCAUUAAUCAAGUCAGGUUCCAAGAUCCACUCUGCACUAUACACAGUUACGAGAUAGAGCACUCGGACUCAGACUCUGUUGGACCACAUGAAACACAUGACUCAGAUGACGAGGAAAUGUACAUGGACUCAAAGUGGAGUACGUGGUGUUGAAGUAAAAAUGUAAUAGGGUUCGUCACUUGAGCAUAGAUAACUUCAUUACUAUUAAGAGAUGUGAAGUGUAAGAGACAAACAGUUUAUCAGAUAAACCUACUUUUCGGGAAGUUUUCAAAUCUUUAUUUGGUUUCUUUUCCUCAGCCUUGUGUAAAUCCGAAAUAUUCUUUUUGCAAUCAUUUUUGCAAGCUGUUGAAGGAAAUUUUCUCCAGCCGCUAAAAAACAGCAAUUUCAGCUUACCACAGGCUAGUUCAUCUUUAUAAACAUGUAAACGUAAAUUUUCUGUGGGAAAUUCAUCCAGCUCCUUAUCGUGUGCAUUUCCUCUAAGACUUAUGUAAUAAGUAAGAAUUAAAAUUUAAGUAAGUUCUUAAACUGUUGUAUUCAAGUUUGUGAGAUGGCAUCAUUUCUAUCAUUGGUAUAAAUAUUAUUCCUGAAAAUUGAUCCAUGUUUAUGAUAAAAGCAAACAUAACUUAGGUAGAAUUACCUCCGGGGUAAAUGGCGUUUGUACCCUUUUCUCCGUUGAAGGCCGAUGUUUAACUGAUUCGCAGGCCCGGUGGUAGCUUCAGAUUUCGCUGAAAACUAAUAUUUUGACACUUACUCACUCUGCUUAUCAGCCUGGGGUUAUAUUUCCCCUACUGAACUUAUCGUUCCCUUACCCAUUUUCCCUGGCCGAUUGGCCAAGUGGAUUUAAAACAAUCUGGAUACAAUCCAUACUUCCGGCCGGCGUCACUUUACGAAGGGUUAAACUGAUAUCUUUUUCCUUUUCUUUUCUUUCGCGCUGAAACUCGUCUUUCUAUAUUAUCAAUUGGACUGCGGAUAUAACUUGUUCUGAGCUGUAAACGGUUUACUCAGACCUUUCAAUUGGCCUUCGGUAGACACCUCUCUCUGCUCUUAUUUCCUCGCUCUCUUGGUGGUAAUCUAAGCGAAAUUAGUAUAAAUUUACAAGCGCUCUAUCGCAAAUGUCGUAACCUUAUUGGCUGCAUAGCUCACUCUCUAUUCCAUGAUGGAUGGUGAGUGUGAUACAGUUUUCAACUGUAAAAGUCAAAGUAGUUACGAUGUUGAGAAUAGAAGAUCAAAUGAGGGAAACCAACGCGCCAUGCCGAUAUUUCAAUGGAGCCUUCGUUAAGUAUUUAAUCACCUUAGUGGUUACAUUAUAAAAUGAAAAGAGUAGCAGUGAAGUAUGUUCGCAAGUUCUAAAAGGUUAAAAUUCUUACAAUUCUCUAAAAAAUAUUCUAUCAAAGUCUGAAGUGACUUGAGGUUGGUUAAAAUCUUAAGAAUAUAAGUUUUCACCUUUGCUUUUAAAUAGAUAAAACGUAUGUCUUUUCUUAGGCAAUUAUUGGCCAGGCUGUUUCAGUCUUCAUUAUACACGUGGUGUGACCUUAGUUGUAUCAUUACACA
This is a messenger RNA of Pocillopora verrucosa, 3458 nucleotides long. The record is from RefSeq and is a predicted model, not a curated record. Lineage: Eukaryota; Metazoa; Cnidaria; Anthozoa; Scleractinia; Pocilloporidae.